Paraglomus occultum is the source of this 705-nucleotide messenger RNA. The record is from the annotation of a GenBank genome assembly. Lineage: Eukaryota; Fungi; Glomeromycota; Glomeromycetes; Paraglomerales; Paraglomeraceae.
AUGCCGGCAUAUUCAGCAUUCCUUGUAAUACAUAUCAUAUUCGCCGCAGUGGCUAUUCCGCUACUCUGCUACUCGUUGUAUAAACUAUACAGAUCAAAACCGUUCAAUACAAAAUGGACAUUAUCUCACAUCUAUCUUACUUCACUGCUAAUAACAAUAUUCUGUCUGCCUACCUCACUCGUACAUGGGACUAACUUGUUUGUACUUUCGCCGGCUGACAAAAAUACAACCGUUGUAAAUAUUGCCGAUAAAAUCCUUCCGGCCCAUUCGCCUCUAUGUGUGAUUCAAGCCCAGGUUCUCUCGUUCCUUCUUUCGCCAUAUAUCCUACUACCUGUCCUCUUGUCUUUCUACACGUUCAACGCAAUACGGAAAAAUAAAGCUUCUCUCGAAUCACAGAGUUUUAAGUAUGCAGCUAUCGCUAUAUGGGGACUUGGAGGUGUGAUCUUGAUUGGAAAUAUCCUUUCGUGGCAUUCUCAAAUAACUCAAGAGGAAAACACGCAUCAUAAUCACGACCUUACGAGAAGAAAUGAAUCUGAGGGAAUACAAGCAAGAGGAUGGAUCCUCGUGGGAAUUUACCUCCUUUUGAUUCUUGGCGGUACAUACGACGGGAUGUAUAGCGAGGAGAGUGAAGAACUGACUGGGAAGGAUGGGUUAGAGGAUGGAAGCAUUACAGUCAGUGAGCUGAGGUUUACGUAUUUCGUGUAA